AUGCUUCUGCUACUCAAUAGCGACAGCUCUGAGUCGGAAAGCUCCAGUACCGACACGAGUGAUUCGUCGGACAGUGACAGCGACGCUAAAGCGUGCGCUUACGAGCGGGAAUUCAACAAGUUGUUCCGCAUUCCCGCGAAGAGGCCCAAAGUCGUCGGUUUCAUCGAGGACGUCGUUCGGCAGUACUCGGACCACGAGGUAUGCGGCCAACAAAACCUGCAUGCGAGACUUGGCAAGCCGUUUCGACAUGUCAGAAAGCACCGUGUACAGAGUUCUUCAAGAGUAGCGCAGUUCCUGAUGACGCUGGGACCAUCGGUGAUCAAGUUUCCCGCAGACUUGGAGAAGCUCACUAGCAGUUUCGAGAAGGUGUCUGGAAUGCCUGCUGUUAUUGGCUGUAUAGAUGAAUCGUAUGUCAAGAUACAGUGCCCAGCCUACAAGGUUGCCUCCACAUACUGCAACAGGCACCAUUACCUUUCACUAACGCUGCUAGUCAUCUGUGACCACAAAAGGCGCUUCCUCGAUGCGUUCACUGGAACCUCCAGCAAAAUGCACGAUUCUCGUGUGUUUAGCUUAUCGCCUCUUUCAAAGAACAUAGCUUCAGUAUGUCAGGGCCGUUAUCAUAUAUUAGGGGAUGCAGCAUAUCCGCUGCGGGAGUACCUGUCGACACCAUACAGGGAUUACGGUGCAAUGAAUAAGCAACAAAAAGGCUUCAAUUUUAAGUUUUCAGGCACACGAGUGCUCAUUGAAAAUGCAUUCCGCACACUCAAGAAGCGCUUCAGGCAGCUCAUGUACCUGGAGUUGCACACUAUCCACUGGCUCAAUGAGUUUAUCAUAAGCUGCUGUAUCCUUCAUAACUUGUGCAUCGAUUACGGUGAUGAAGAGCCAGAUGAUGAUAAUAAUGACGAUGGAGCACCCAAUGCUAUUCAGUGGGAGAACUGCACUGAUAACCACAGUGAUAAAACUGAUGAGGACUCGUUCACCUCCCGUCUCUGCUGCCACCACACCAGCCGGCACAGCACAGUGUGCCCCUACGCAUCGGUGGCGCAGCGAGCGCAGCCCUGGCGACGACGAUCUGAUGCUGCCGCUGCCGUCUCCCCCCAUCGAGGGCACGGUGGUCACAGCUCGUCGGGAAGCCGCCGCCGCCACGCUCCUUCCUCCUCUUCCUCUGCCGCAUGCCCCUGCUCCUCUUCCUCACCCGACGGCGUUGUAGUAGAAGCGGCGGCUCCCCGCUGCUAUUCAUCGCCGGCGGCCGCUGAAACCGGCUGCGGUGUAUCCCUACACUCUGCUGUCGUCUGCUCCUGCUCGCUGUCACCCGCGCCGCCGGCUCCUAGGCCGCUUCGCACGCCGGCUCCCUGUUAUUCGCUGCCGCCGACAGUACUCUGUCACCGCACACGAGUCAAGGAGCUGCAGUGCCUGUCCCCGUGCCUCUGCUCGCCGGUCGUUACAGUAGCGGCAAGCAUGGCCGCCGCCGCCUCCGCAUCGGCAUCAUCCGUGGCACGAUCCGUGCUUGCGCUGCUCAAAACCGUGGCGCGCGACGUGCUCGCCGUUCUGGCCGUGGUCGCUUUCUUCCUGACGCCGGUAGCUGCGCUGCCAUACACACGUGCCUACGUGCCCAACACUUACACGCUCAUCAACUCCAACUGCUCGGCAUGGGCGCUCCGCAUACUCACAUGGCUCCUGCUGCUCCCCGGCACCGUGUCCGUGGUGUUCGUGCUCAUCGUGCUCCCGCCGCUGUGCAUACCGCGCCGCUGGAAGUACAGGGCCGUCAUCGAAAACUACAAGGUCGGCCCCCAGACCACGUUCCGCUGGGAGUCGCCCUUCUUCGACCGAAAGUACCGGCUCUGAUGAGCCUGUGGGGCUCGCGCCGCCUCCGCUGCUGCCGCGUUCUCCGGCCCGGUGAAAAUGACACCGACGCGGGAGCAAACGGCACGGACGGUCGCUCGCUGCCUUCUCGUCGGUGGAAGACGCGAACGGAGGAUCUUCAAAUGACCGGGCGGGCCAUUUUUAGCCGAGGCCCUUGGUGCGCCAAUGGACCAGGACCAUCGUAGUCGGCCCUCACCGAAGCUCGAAGCCAAAGCUUUACUGAGACCCCAACGUUCAUCGAUCUGUAAUACUUUUUUUUCCUACGGUGUAAAUAACUAUGCUUUACGUUAGGCGUGCUUUAAGAAAUACGAGAUUUUUUUUCGAUAUUUUUCCCACAUUCUAUUUACCUAGGAAUAACUGUGAUGGUGAUAGAAAAAUACUGGGCUCAUCUCGUGUAGCCUCUGCGUAUUUAUAAGAACUCUCUUUUUCGCCCUUUUAGGAAAUAUCCACGUAUACACCGGUGCAUUCUGUACUUCCGGGCAUUAAAGUAAAUAAAAAAAAGGA
Messenger RNA from Rhipicephalus microplus (southern cattle tick), 2367 nucleotides. RefSeq lists its product as uncharacterized. Lineage: Eukaryota; Metazoa; Arthropoda; Arachnida; Ixodida; Ixodidae. The record is from RefSeq and is a predicted model, not a curated record.